Polistes canadensis is the source of this 1423-nucleotide messenger RNA. RefSeq lists its product as uncharacterized. The coding region runs from base 33 to 1364 and encodes 443 amino acids. The transcript has 2 exons. The record is from RefSeq and is a predicted model, not a curated record. NCBI's taxonomy places the organism in Eukaryota, Metazoa, Arthropoda, Insecta, Hymenoptera, Vespidae.
AGAAAUAUAAAGCGUUUUUUAUUUAAAAAAUAAUGAGUAACGAGGAUUUAUUACCCGAAAAUAAUGAAGAAACUGAUUAUGAAAAACGAGUUCUGCUAUUGCUACGUCCUUACAAAAAGUUGAAUAAAUAUUCGUUUUGUUUGUGGUUAAAUAAAUUUGAGUAUAUAGCAGAUAUGAUCGAGAUACCAAACGAUAAAAUGGUUGAAAUUUUUAAUAAAAUGGUGGAUAAUAAUGAUCAAGAAGUUAUCAAGCAAAACAACCCUUCUGUUAACUUCUCUGCACUUUCAUACAAAGAAAUAAUAAACCAAUACUUUCGUUAUUUUACUACUAUGGAUGUAAAGUAUGUACACAGAAUUCGAUUUGUACAGCGAAAUCAAUAUGAACAAGAGCCGUUAGAAAAAUAUGCUAACAGUUUACAGAAAAUAUAUAAGAAGUGCGCGUAUAGAGAUGAAAGAGAAAAAAAAUUAUGUGAAAAAUUCAUUAAUGGACUCUGUGACAAUGAUAUUAAAGCUCAUAUAAGAAAACUUUCUAUCUUACCAUAUAAUGAAACUGUAGAAAAGGUCCUUGAAAUAGCAGAAUUUGAAGGACUAAAUAAUCGUGAAAGUGAAACUCAUCCAACAAUCAAUACUUACAGUCCCGAAAAUGAAGGUCUAUUUUACGUGUGGUUAAAUAAAUUUGAGUAUGUUGCAGAUGUUCUUAAUGUAUCAAAUCAUAGAAUGGUUGAAUACUUUAAUACUAUGGUCGAUGAUAACGUUCAUACGAAUGUCAAAAAUGCCAACCCUUCUAUCAACUUUUCUGAACUUUCAUACGACGAGAUAAUAAACUAUUACCUUAAAUAUUUUGCUUUUGCCGAUGAAACUGACUUACACAGAAAACGUUUUCUAUGUCGUAAACAAUAUGAACUAGAGGCGAUACAAAAUUAUGCUGUAAGAUUACGAAAAAUAUAUGCUAGAUGCCAUUAUAACGAUUACCUAGAAAUAAAACUAUGUAAACAAUUCCUUCAUGGAAUCCGCGAGAGAAUAAUAAAACUUUACUUUAAAGUACAUAAUUCUUUAUCAUUUGUUGACAUAGUAUCAAUUUCCAUUGAGUUUACAAGAUUGAAAGAAAGAUAUACUUUAAAAAAUAAAAAUUUUGUAUUGAUUGAUUCUUACAGUCCACAGUAUGAAGGUACGUUUGGUGACUGGUUAAAUAAAUUUGAAUAUAUACUAAGCAUUGCUAAAAUAGAAGAUAUGAGCAUUCUUGAAACCUUUAAUGAAACGCUCGGUUCUGAUAUCCACCUUAAGGUCCAGGAAGCUAACCCUUCUAUCAAUUUCUCUGAACUUUCAUAUGACGAGGUCGAAGUCAAUAUGAAACUGAAACGAUAAAGGAAUAUAUUUGUAAUUUAAGGAAAAUAUAUAAUAAGUGCAGUAAUUUAAAUGACCCA